UAUUUUUGCGCUGGAAAAGCAGGUAAAAUCCGCCGAAAUAGGGAGCUGAUGACUGCCGGUCGACCCAUGAGGAUCCCUGGACCCACCGCAAUCAGCGAAUAACCGAAAAGAGCUCAGCUCCUGGAGUUCCGGAUCCGAGAGACUGAUAAACCCACGAUGUCGUCCACAUCGGCGGCUGCCUCGAACGCGGCGCCCGCGAAAACGGAGGUGCGCUACGUGACCGAGGUGCCCAGCAGCCUGAAGCAGCUGGCCCGCCUCGUGGUCCGCGGAUUCUACUCCCUGGAGGACGCGCUCAUCAUCGACAUGCUGGUGCGGAAUCCCUGCAUGAAGGAGGACGACAUCGGCGAGCUGCUGCGCUUCGAGAAGAAGCAGCUGCGGGCCAGGAUCACCACGCUGCGCACCGACAAGUUCAUCCAGAUCCGGCUGAAGAUGGAAACGGGGCCGGAUGGCAAGGCGCAGAAGGUGAACUACUACUUCAUCAACUACAAGACCUUCGUGAACGUGGUCAAGUACAAGCUGGAUCUGAUGCGCAAGCGCAUGGAGACGGAGGAGCGGGAUGCCACCAGCCGGGCCAGUUUCAAGUGCUCCACGUGCUCCAAGACCUUCACGGACCUCGAGGCCGACCAGCUGUUUGACAUGGCCACCCUGGAGUUCCGGUGCACCUUCUGCGGCAGCUCCGUGGAGGAGGACAGCGCCGCCAUGCCCAAGAAGGACUCGCGCCUGCUGCUGGCCCACUUCAACGAGCAGCUGCAGCCGCUUUAUGACCUUCUCAGGGAGGUGGAGGGCAUCAAGCUGGCGCCGGAGGUGCUGGAACCCGAACCCGUGGACAUCGACACCAUUCGGGGACUGAACAAGCCCAACGCCAUGCGACCGGACGGCCUGGCGUGGUCGGGCGAGGCGACGAGAAACCAAGGCUUCGCCGUCGAGGAAACGCGAGUGGAUGUCACCAUUGGCGGCGACGACACCUCGGAUGCGGUGAUCGAGCGCAAGUCCAGGCCCAUUUGGAUGACCGAGAGCACUGUGAUAACCGACACGGAUGCUGCCGAUGGCUCGUCGGAUGCGGUGCAGAUGGCCAGCGGAUCCGGACAUCGCAACCGCAAGGAGAACGAGGACAUAAUGUCCGUGCUGCUGCAGCACGAAAAGCAGCCGGGCCAGAAGGAGCCGCACAUGAAGGGCAUGCGCGUGGGCUCCUCGAACGCCAACUCCAGCGAUUCGAGCGACGACGAGAAGGACAUCGACAAUGCCAAGAUUCCUGAUGUCGAUUUCGACAAUUACAUCAACUCGGACUCCGCUGAGGAUGACGACGAUGUGCCCACGGUGCUGGUGGCAGGACGACCCCAUCCGCUCGACCAACUGGACGACAACCUGAUAGCGCAGAUGACGCCGCAGGAGAAGGAGAACUACAUUCACGUAUAUCAGCAGCACUACAGCCACAUAUUCGAAUAGGGGCUCUUGCAAUUAGCCGCGUUUUCCCCGAGUUCCCCGCCUCAAGCAUAGAGUCAUUGUAAUUAUAAGUUACCCACUAGUUCGAGAGAAUUGUACAAAUGAAAUGCGUAUAUAAAUGUGCAUAAGCAAAAUGCUAA
Messenger RNA from Drosophila takahashii, 1583 nucleotides. It is a transcript of the gene TfIIEalpha, whose product is annotated as transcription factor IIEalpha. Gene Ontology annotation, cellular component: transcription factor TFIIE complex. Gene Ontology annotation, biological process: transcription initiation at RNA polymerase II promoter; transcription open complex formation at RNA polymerase II promoter. The record is from RefSeq and is a predicted model, not a curated record. Lineage: Eukaryota; Metazoa; Arthropoda; Insecta; Diptera; Drosophilidae.